AUGUCGCCAAAGAAGACGCAGUCAGGGAUAUUCGCCCCCAGUGAGCUUCUUGGGCGCAUUGAACGGACAAUUACCAUAGGAAAUGGUUCCAACAACAUAACCAUUGUCACUGAAUGCCGUCAAAACGAUAAAUCAGUCUUGCACGCGCUUCUUGUCUCUUCAGAUGCGAUGGCCCGAGCCUCUCAGGUGUGGCGACGCAUGUUUGAAGGUGAAUGGGUAGAGGCGUGUAAAGAUGAGCGGCCUGUCCUAGAUUACAGAGAGGAUAGCCACACUGCUGUGAUGACCUUGAUGAAUAUCAUUCACAUCCAGUUCGGGCAAGUGCCUUCCACUUUAACCCUCUCUGAGCUAAGGAAGAUUGCAAUUUUCUCAGACAAAUGGUUUCUCACCGCCGUUCUUGAACCAUGGGUCCAGAGAUGGGUGGAGCAACUCUCUAUUCUCAUUGACGCAGAAGGGCAUGAGCCUGACUGGCUCUGGAUCGCUUGGGAGUUCGGCAUUACUGCUGUGUUCAACAGGGUCGGCGCAAGACUAGCAUUUGGCGCUCCCAUUCCAGAAGCCAAGCCUGCCUCCUCAGCUUUCACCUUUCCUGGGGGUGCAUUUGGCGCUCCCAUUCCAGAAACCAAGCCUGCCUCCUCAGCUUUCACCUCUCCUGGCGGUGCAUUUGGUGUUUCUAGGCCGCAGGUGUCUUAUCUAAACGAACUUUCCAAAGUGAACACCGUCAGUUCAUUCAGCUCCAUGGCGCUCCCUCCGGGAGUCGAAGAAUCUAUUACGCGGAUGAGGGAAAGGAUGAUCGAGUGCAUGCUGACGGGGCUGUACGAAUACAGCGAAGCAUUGAUCGACUGGGUCAAUGACCCUAACCCCUCUGUUAGCUCUCCCCAGCUUCAGCGGUGCGCCCAUUCCAAACGAGACUGCGUUGCACUCCAGUUUGGGUCAUUGACUCUCGGUUUGUCCGAAGACCUUUGGCCGAGAAGGGAUGCUAAGGACGUCUCACUCAGUCCGGCCCAGUUGCGGACAAGGCUCCUUGAUAUCCAGUUGUCAGAUUGUAAAAACAACGAUUUCAAGCAAACUAUAAGAGACGGACGUCUUUCGUCUAAGCAGGCAAAGGUCUACUGCGGAGAUUUCGGCAAGAUAUUAAAGCGAAUCGAAGAUGUGCCGUUCCAGCAACCACCAUUCGCCAAUGACAUGCAGCUCAACCAUCUGACGGACAGAUUUGCUAUAGUAGGUAUAUCAUGUGACUUCGUGCCGGUUCCUAUAUUUAGGAAACAGAAAACAGGAAACAGAAUAAAUCUCCGUUCAUAG
This is a messenger RNA of Colletotrichum truncatum, 1296 nucleotides long. The record is from RefSeq and is a predicted model, not a curated record. NCBI's taxonomy places the organism in Eukaryota, Fungi, Ascomycota, Sordariomycetes, Glomerellales, Glomerellaceae.